CGCCGGAGCGGCCCGGUCUGGCCCGGGAGCGGCCCCUGGUAGAGGUUCGAGGAGCCAGCCAAGCCGAGUGCCGUCCCGGCGCCUCGCCUGCCCACCGCCGGCCCGCUUGUUCCUGAUGCUGACUGCCGUCCACUAGAGGCUGGACAGAACCCCCAAGGUGAUUCAUGGCAGGGGACGUGGAAGGAUUUUGUUCCUCCAUCCAUGACACCAGUGUCUCUGCUGGGUUCAGAGCACUGUAUGAGGAGGGAUUGCUUCUUGAUGUCACUCUGGUCAUUGAAGAUCAUCAGUUCCAGGCCCAUAAAGCACUCCUGGCCACCCAGAGUGAUUACUUCAGGAUUAUGUUUACUGCCGACAUGAGGGAACGCGAUCAGGACAAAAUUCAUUUAAAAGGUCUAACUGCUACUGGCUUCAGCCACGUCCUUCAAUUUAUGUACUAUGGAACUAUAGAACUGAGUAUGAGUACUGUUCAUGAGAUUCUUCAGGCUGCCAUGUAUGUGCAGCUUAUAGAAGUGGUGAAGUUCUGCUGCUCUUUUUUAUUAGCGAAAAUCUGCUUAGAAAAUUGUGCAGAAAUAAUGAGACUCUUAGAUGAUUUCGGUGUAAACAUCGAGGGAGUAAGGGAGAAGUUGGACGCUUUUCUGCUAGACAACUUUGUGCCACUCAUGUCCAGGCCUGACUUCCUGUCAUAUCUGAGCUUUGAGAAGCUCAUGUCUUAUUUGGAUAAUGAUCAUCUGAGCAGGUUCCCAGAGAUAGAGCUGUACGAGGCUGUGCAGUCUUGGCUGCGGCAUGAUAGAAGACGCUGGAGACAUACCGAUACCAUCAUUCAGAACAUCAGGUUUUGUUUGAUGACCCCAUCCAGUGUUUUUGAGAAGGUUAAGACAUCAGAAUUUUAUAGAUACUCUCGACAGCUGCGGUAUGAAGUCGAUCAAGCAUUGAAUUACUUUCAGAAUGUUCACCAGCAGCCUUUGAUGGAAACAAAAUCUAGUCGCAUCCGUUCUGCCAAACCCCAAACUACAGUAUUCCGGGGAAUGAUUGGACACAGCAUGGUAAACAGUAAAAUACUACUCUUAAAGAAACCAAGAGUCUGGUGGGAGCUGGAAGGCCCACAAGUACCUCUACGACCAGACUGCCUCGCUAUUGUCAAUAACUUUGUGUUCUUGUUAGGCGGGGAAGAACUAGGGCCUGACGGUGAAUUCCAUGCUUCUUCUAAAGUGUUCAGGUAUGACCCAAGACAGAAUUGUUGGCUGCGGAUGGCAGACAUGUCUGUUCCACGUUCAGAAUUUGCAGUUGGCGUUAUUGGGAAAUUCAUCUACGCAGUAGCAGGAAGAACCAGGGAUGAGACCUUCUAUUCAACAGAGAGAUAUGACAUCACCAAUGAUAAAUGGGAAUUUGUAGAUCCUUAUCCAGUCAACAAAUAUGGUCAUGAGGGGACAGUGCUCAAUAACAAGUUGUUUAUCACUGGUGGAAUCACAUCAUCUUCCACUUCUAAACAAGUGUGUGUGUUCGACCCCAGUAAGGAAGGGACCAUAGAACAACGUACAAGGAGAACUCAAGUGGUUACCAACUGCUGGGAGAAUAAGAGUAAAAUGAAUUACGCAAGAUGCUUUCACAAGAUGAUCUCUUACAAUGGCAAGCUUUAUGUUUUUGGCGGUGUUUGUGUGAUCUUAAGGGCCUCUUUUGAAUCUCAGGGAUGCCCUUCCACAGAAGUGUACAACCCAGACACUGAUCAGUGGACCAUCUUGGCAUCCAUGCCAAUUGGUAGAAGUGGCCAUGGUGUGACUGUGCUGGACAAACAAAUAAUGGUUCUUGGCGGCCUUUGCUAUAAUGGUCAUUACAGCGAUUCUAUUCUUACUUUUGAUCCCGAAGAAAAUAAAUGGAAGGAAGAUGAGUACCCUCGGAUGCCCUGCAAGCUGGACGGUUUACAAGUAUGCAACCUGCAUUUUCCUGAAUACGUACUGGACGAGGUUAGACGUUGCAACUGAUGAUAUCACCUUCCUCACUAAAAAAGUGGCAAACGAAGCAUUUGUUUAUGAUAUAUAGUUAAUUAAAAAAAAGAAAAACCUCACCAGUUUUACUAUCAAAGCCAUUGGUCUAAUAUCGUAAGAAGUUUUCAUUUUUGUGCUAGCAUCCUUUUUUUUUCUUUUUAGUGGCCUCAAACUCAUGCAAUAAGUUAAUUCUGAACGCUAGCUCUUGAAACUAUUUCCAGAAGCAGUUUAAUGGAACAAUCCACUUAUCGGGGAAGUUGAUCUUAUGCUUUAAGAUAUCAGCGCAGCUAGGAUUCAUGAAUCUUCUAAGAGAAGACCUGAUAAGUGUCACUGAAUGUGAUUUCAGUUUCUGUCUUUAUCUGAAAUCUUUUUGGACAUUUAUUUCAGUGUAUUUCAGUCUGUUAAACUUUUUGAUUUUAUUAUUUAAAGUUUAAAACUCUUGACCUUUUUGCAUGGCUUUUUUGCUGAAAAUGCAAAAAUAUAAAUUUUCUACAAAAUAACUUUUUAUAUUCAAAACACUAUUUCUAAGCUGCCUUCUCUUAUCCGCAUUGUGUUAGUGAAAGCAUAUCCGUACUCGCAUAUAUCCUAUAAAUAUAUAAGGCACAUCCCCUUUUAUGUGUGGUUAGGAUUCUAUAUUUUUAAGCUAGUGCACUUGCACACACGGUUCGCCAUACUUGUUGAAUUUUAGAUGUAAUAUCUUUUCAUGUAUUAAUAUUUUUAGAAACUUAAAAUAACUGGAGUCCUCAUUUCGUAUCAGAGUAGCCUAUCUUCAGUCCAUACUGACUCAGUAAUAUUUGAACCCCCUAUAUUUCUGAAACAUGUAUGGAUUUAUGAAAACUAACACUUUAUAUAUUUUAUUUUCACAAGCAUUAGUGUUCUUUAUCAUGUAUGUCUUUUCUUUUUUAAAAUGUUGUUCUUUGCAGUCUGUUUAACGUUGCCCUGUUUUUAGAGAGAAUUGGAGUCGUAUAUAACAAGCUCUGACCCUGCAGCGUGCAAGCACUUUUAAAGAGAAUUUAGGUAAUAUCAAACUCCUAAAUAAAGGCCCCCUUAAACGUAAGUGCAACUCCCAUUCUUUAUGUUAAAUGAGGCUGCUGCAUCUGUUAUUGAAUGGAAGGUAGCAACCCUUAGAAUAUUUGAGCUCAGUUUUGACUUAGAAGUAAGAAAUAGAAUUAUAAUCCUACUGGUCAUAUCUACUUGUUUAUUUUUUUUAAUACAAAAUCCCCAGCAGCACUGGGGGUGUAAGCUCUCAGCUUUUGUUUUAUUUACUGAAAGCUACUAGCAUGAAGGAUGGUAACCCCAAAUUGAGAAUGGAUCUAGAAUAAUUGUUUAAAAGCAGUUUAUAACAAAUGUUUUAGGAUUAGCUGCACCUUUCAACUCUUUAAAUGCAAAGGAAAAGAAUAUAUAGUUGACAAAAUUAAGCAGGAAUAACCAGGGAGUGAGUGGAUCAUUCAGAUUGAUGCCAUUUUCUCAAAAGUAGAGUCUGUCUGAUACAGACUAGACCUACACUGGCAAAACUUGCCACAUCUUUGGAUAUUGGUGCAAUAUUGCAAUGCCUUCUAUAUGGCUGUUGUAUAAACUUUCUAAUUUCUUUCUUUUUGCUGCUGCCAUCACUGAACAUAAAAUGGAAACGUGAAGUCAUGGAAAUGUGAAGACUUUUUGUGUUUAAUUCAAUUAGACAUACUAUGAAAAGAAACCUGAUUUUAAAACUCCAAAACUGGAGGCAUUUAAGAAAUCAGGUACACAAGUUGUUUUUGAAAGCGAAAAAAAUUGGCAUUGGUGUUAAAGCAAGUUAAUAAUAAUAUUUUGUAGAAGAGGCUUAAAUUUUCAUUAAGUGGUCCUAUCAGUUUCUAAAAACGAAAUGUGAUAGUUUGUUUGCUGUGGUGAUAUGAAAAAUUUGAAAACUAAGCAUUAGGUGAACCAUUUACUUUUUUUCUAAUAUAUUAGUUGGUCUGGGUUUUUGUAUGUGUAUUGUUUUGCUUUAAAGAAAAUAGCAUCUUCAUGGUUUUCCUCUUUGACGUCUUUUGCUAGGAAAGACUGACGGAGCUGUCUGACAGGGUACCCAUAUCACAGGCUUUCACAUUUCAGCGGUGGUUCUCUUGUAUUGCUUCAAUCUGACUUCAUAGCCCUAGUUAGGGUAAGAUCUGGGCAAAUAGCUGAACAUUCUUGGUGUUCCAUUUUAAAGACACAAGACCAAGGUCAAAGUUCAUUUUUGGUAAACUUUUGUGAAAUCUUAACUUGAACUAACUCUGGGUUCAGCUUCACUUAAGUCUUGUCUGGCCUGAUGUUAGCUGUAAUCCAUUUUGAGCUUUAAGAAUAGUUGCUAUUUGCUUAGAUUCUGAAUGUAUGAGAAAAUGCUUCUGUUUAUAUGUAGUUCUAAUAUAGGUUAUUUUAAAUCCACGAUUAACUUACAUUCCCUUUUAAAAUUAUGGUUUAAUUGUUGAAAGAGAUUUAUUUUUGUUAUACUAAACUAUGGAAAAAUUUUUUCAUAGAAUUUUUUUUCAAGUUUAUUUUUUGUGUGCUUUAUUUGGAACCAUUUUUUGUUUAUAUACAUUGUACAUGCUCAAACUAGUAGUUUUUAAAAAAUUCAAUAGGAGAUUGGAAAUUACACAGUGUAACUGUUGUGGUCUUUAUAUGUGUUAAUUUUCACUUUACAUUUUUAAUGCCAGACUUUACAAAAACAGCCGAUCUUUAUUAACUGCAUUUAAAUUAGAAACAUUUGUUCUCUUUCCUUCCACAUCUUUCAUCUUCUAAGUUUUGAUUUUAAUCUCCUUAAAGAAGAUCCUUGCACUACAACCUUUUCAUAAAAUGCAAGAUUCUCACAUUGAAGGUUUUGUAUUGAAAGAAAUACUACUGGUUUUUAAAAAGCAAAGCUUAAUAGAAAUACUAGCUUUUCUUGAGACAGCUUUCUGUGUGUCCUCAUUACUCCACUUUAUGUGAGUGUUAACUAUAAUAAUUUGUGAAAUACUGACUGAGCCCUUCACUUAUCCUUUCUGAAGCAGCACCUUUGGACACCUCAUUCUGGGAAGCCUGCUCGAGUCAUAGUAAAGGACACACAUUUGUGUGGUGAGAAGUGGUAAAAAUGGAGAGUUUUGUCUUAAUUACAUGAAACUAAGCUUUAAAAUAUUUUAUAACAAAUUAUUUGAGCUGCAUAAUCUAAACAUGUUAAACGUUCAGUGGGGCUAUUUUUAUAUAUGUAUAUGUGGUGGUAGGUCAUAACAUUUCAGUUGAUAAUAUAAAUUGUUGAUUUCAGUUUAUAAGCUAUCUCUCAGAAAAGACUAGCUCUUUUGAGAAUACAUAAUUUAAAGUUUAGACUGAAGUAAAACACAACAUAGAUAAUAGUGUAAAUUAGACAUAAUUGAGGGCUAUAUGGCAGUAAAACUGCUAGUGCCAGUUUUCUUGUUUGCCUAUUAUACAGUUUGUUUUUUUUUUGUACUCUGAACAUUUAUAGGGAUCAUACGUUUGUUCAAUUGGAUUAGAGUUGGUUUGGGAAUACAUAUCUUCUAAAAAGAGAUUUAUCUUAAAAAAUAAAAGUCCUGAAAUAUUAGUUUAUUGAGAGUUUAUAAAGUCAAAUAUUCAAUAGGCAUAGACUGGAAUAGAUAAACUCAUGGAAGUCAUAUCCUUUCAGUAUACCAGUAUAACUUCAAUAUUACCCAAGUAACAUUGAGAGAAUGCCAUCAGCUUUGUUUCCCCUUAAUGUUGGAUUUUCUUUUUACAUGUUUGGGAACAAUUGCAUUAAAGAAUUUUAUUAAUCACUAUACCAGUAAGGGUUAGGUGUUUGCUUUCUGAAGGAAUGUUCCAAUGAGGUGAUUGGAGAGGUUAUUUUCUACCUAACUUGUAUAUGCCCUAUAUCUCGGGCAUACUUUGUCUAUAGAAAAAUAUUUUGACCUUUUAGGUACAUUUUGGGCCAGUAGUCAAAUAAUCCUAGGGCCGAUAUAAAAAUCUUAGAAUAAUUUAAGGUUUGCCUUUUAUACCUGUUUUGAAAGCCUUUACAUUUUUGUCAGGUAAUUUUUCCCAAGCCGUGGAUAUAAUCUAUUCAAACAUGUUUAUGCUAUCCAUUCUGUUUUUAAAUUUAAAAAAAAUGUUAAAAGUGUUUAUGAAGAAAAGUUUAAAUAAAAUAUUUUUAAUCUUUAAAAUAUACUUCUUUAUCUCUAUUAUUUACUAACUUUAUAUAUAAU
Molecule: messenger RNA, 6157 nt
Organism: Trichechus manatus latirostris (Florida manatee)
Lineage: Eukaryota; Metazoa; Chordata; Mammalia; Sirenia; Trichechidae
Gene: KLHL15
Product: kelch like family member 15
Exons: 3
Coding region: 165-1979 (604 amino acids)
Biological process (GO): protein ubiquitination; nuclear protein quality control by the ubiquitin-proteasome system
Cellular component (GO): Cul3-RING ubiquitin ligase complex; nucleus
Molecular function (GO): protein binding
Source: RefSeq, a predicted model, not a curated record